AUGGCUGCUACUCACGUCAAUAUUGAUGGAUCAUCCUUCGAAGGAGGGGGAUUGCUUCCUCCAGGAACAUUCCGUCUGAUUCAAGAAGAUGGAUCGGAGCUCCAUGGCCAGCGGGCUGUCAUGCUCGAUCCAGUGCCUUCCAGUGAUCCCAAUGAGCCCUUGAACUGGAGUGCAGCUCGCAAGGCUGCGAAUUUUACUAUCGUUUUGGGAAUGACAGUCGUGGUCUUUACAGCUCUCUCAAUCCAAUCAAUCUUCUGGCAACAAAUGGUCCUUGAUCUCAAUGUCACCUAUUCGCAGCUCAAUCAAGCCAUGUCGGUCAAUUUUGUCGGAUUAGCAACUGGUUGCGUGCUAUUCAUCCCACUGGCUAAGAAAUUCGGACGGAGACCAAUCUAUAUCGUGUCUACAGCUCUCAUGCUAGCGACUGCUUUUUGGACAGCCAGACUUGAGAGCCUCGCGGAGCUUUACAUUGCUAAUCUGCUACAAGGAUUAGCCGGUGCCACUAAUGAGACCAUUGUGGAGAUUACGAUUUCUGAUUUAUUUUUCGUGCACCAUCGAGGAAGUAUGAACGGUCUGUAUAUGACCAUGGUCAUGAUUGGAAGUUUCUUGACACCUAUGGCAGCGGGAGCACAAGCAACAAGACAAGGAUGGCGUUGGUCCUAUCAAACAAUGGGCAUAUUCAACGCCUUCUUCUUCCUCUUGUUUCUCUUCUGUUAUGAAGAGACCAAAUAUGUUCCAGUCCUGAAUGGACAAGCCAGAGCUGGCCCGGAGACGGAAGAAGACCUUUCUGUCCCUGUCGAUCCAGACCAUAAAUCUGCCGUGCAGUCAGACACAAAGGCCGCGCUGGCAGUCGAGCCAAGCAGCCUUCACCAUGAACUGGAUUUCAGUAUCGCAAUUAAUCCCUGGCAAAAGCGUCUUGCCCUGUGGACUCCCACCCCUGAGCCCAUAUGGCCCUACUUCUAUCGCCCCUUUUACGUGUUGUUCACCUUCCCCACCGUAUUUUUCACCGGACUCCAGUAUGCCUCCGGCGUAGUCUGGCUUACUAUCACUGCGAACGUGCUGUCGCUUGUCUUCCCAUUGCCCCCAUACCUAUUCACUCCCGAGCAGAUUGGCUUCAUGAGUCUUGGCCCAUUCAUUGGAAAUCUCAUCGGCGCCUUCUAUGGUGGACUACUUGGAGAUCGAUCCAUCCUUUAUUUUUCUCGGAAGAACAAGGGUUUCUACGAGCCUGAAAUGCGGCUGUAUAUUUUGCAUCUCCCUACUCUCUUCAUGGCUGGAGGUCUAAUAAUGUUCGGAGCCACCAUCUCGCGGGGCAUGCACUGGAUCUACCCAAGCAUUGGAGGUGCCUUUUUCGGAUUCGGACUAGGCAGUAUUGGCGAUGCCACUUUGACCCUGGUCAUUGAUAGUUACCGUGAUAUUACUGGCGACGCGUUUACGGGAAUAGCAUUCCUCCGCAACGCCAUCAGUAUUGGAAUUCCAUUUGCCAUUAGUCCAUGGAUGGAGCGCGACGGUCUCCAGAAUAUGUUCAUUACCUGUGGAUUUAUCAGUUUGGGCAUCUCAUUGCUCAUUAUUCCGAUGGUGUUCUAUGGCAAGAGGUCUCGUCGGGGCUUGGCGGCACGCUACUAUCGUCUUGUUGAGCAACAGGGUCAUAACCAUAGUGGGUGA
Messenger RNA from Penicillium subrubescens, 1659 nucleotides. RefSeq names its product putative MFS transporter. The transcript is spliced from 8 exons. Lineage: Eukaryota; Fungi; Ascomycota; Eurotiomycetes; Eurotiales; Aspergillaceae. The record is from RefSeq and is a predicted model, not a curated record. Bases 1 to 1659 code for a protein of 552 amino acids. Gene Ontology annotation, biological process: transmembrane transport. Gene Ontology annotation, molecular function: transmembrane transporter activity.